Molecule: messenger RNA, 493 nt
Organism: Triticum urartu
Lineage: Eukaryota; Viridiplantae; Streptophyta; Magnoliopsida; Poales; Poaceae
Source: RefSeq, a predicted model, not a curated record
UUAACGUCGUCUUCUUCUCUUCACGUAGACAAGUUUUCAAUCUCAGUUUUUAGUUCUUCAUGGAGAACAAGGGGACAGCAGCUGCGCCGGCGGUGCCGGAGAAGGAGGCGCAGGCGGUGGCGGCGACGUCGUGCUUCAAGAGGACGGUGGGCGAGGACGCGUCGCUGUUGGAGCUGGCCAAGGACCAGUACCGGCAGUUCGCGGAGGCGCAGGGUCGGGACCACUGGGAGUGCAUCAAGAACAAGGUCAGCUCCAUGUUCGCCGACCCCAUCUUCGGCGGAGGCGCCAAGGACCACGGCUCAACCAACACGACGCCGCCCGUCGAGUCGCAGUAGAUCGCCGUCGUCUAGAUGGCCUAUAUAUAUAUCGUUAUCACUACUCACUCCAUGAGGAUCGUUAGUUGGUUGGGUCUUUUUACUUCUAGAUUAAUUAAACUUGUAUCGUCGUCAUUAUGUAUAAUAUUUUUGGAUUUUGAGUUAAUUAAACUACUACC